Staurois parvus is the source of this 285-nucleotide messenger RNA. The record is from the annotation of a GenBank genome assembly. Lineage: Eukaryota; Metazoa; Chordata; Amphibia; Anura; Ranidae.
UGCCCCAUCAUUGGUAUCAGUGGGAGGAAUAGUGUCCCAUCAUUGGUGUCAGUGGGAGGAAUAGUGCCCCAUCAUUGGUGUCUGGGAGGAGCAGUGCCCCAUAUUGGUGUCAGUGGGAGGAAUAGUGCCCCAUCAUUGGUGUCAGUGGGAGGAAUAGUGUCCCAUCAUUGGUAUCAGUGGGAGGAAUAGUGCCCCAUCAUUGGUGUCAGUGGGAGGAAUAGUGCCCCAUCAUUGGUGUCAGUGGGAGGAAUAGUGCCCCAUCAUUGGUGUCAGUGGGAGGACUAG